Liolophura sinensis is the source of this 2349-nucleotide messenger RNA. Its product is annotated as mitochondrial uncoupling protein 4-like. Gene Ontology annotation, biological process: transmembrane transport. The record is from RefSeq and is a predicted model, not a curated record. Lineage: Eukaryota; Metazoa; Mollusca; Polyplacophora; Chitonida; Chitonidae.
AUGGUGGGACGAGGUGGUGGGGUUGAAGCAGACAGCUUUUGGUUCAAGUACACGCUGUCUGCAACCGCUGCAACGGUGGCCGAAACAGUGACUUACCCCUUGGAUUUGACUAAAACAAGACUACAGAUACAAGGGGAAAAGGGCUUGUCAGGAACAGCAGCAGUGCCCUACAGAGGAAUGAUUCGAACUGCAACAGGCAUUGUACAUGAAGAGGGGCCUUUGCAGUUAUGGCAAGGUGUGACACCAGCCUUGUAUAGACAUAUAGUUUACACGGGAAGCCGUAUGACAGUAUAUGAAGUCAUUCGUGAGAAGGUGCUUGGAAAAAAUCCAGAUGGAACGAUAGCAGUUUGGAAGGCAGUUGUAGGAGGGAUAUGUGCUGGGGCAAUAGGUCAGCUCAUUGCUAGUCCCACAGACUUGGUCAAAGUCCAGAUGCAGAUGGAUGGGGUCAGGCGACUCAGAGGCAAAAAACCCAGAUUUGAAAACACAGCUCAUGCAUUUAGAAAAAUUGUUCAUCAUGGCGGUAUCCGGGGUUUAUGGAGUGGCGUGGUGCCAAAUGUACAGAGAGCAGCUUUAGUUAAUAUGGGAGAUAUGGCUACUUACGACACAGUGAAACAUCAGUUAUUGUUACAUACUAAUUUGACAGAUAAUUACGUCACACAUACAAUGUCCAGUGCUUGCUCAGGUGUCGUGGCUGCUGUCUUAGGUACCCCUGCUGAUGUUGUCAAGACAAGAAUCAUGAAUCAGAAAAGGAAACACGGCAAAGGUGUGGUUUACAAGUCCUCUCUGGAUUGCCUCAUGAAAACAGUCAACCAAGAGGGAUUCUGGGCAUUAUAUAAAGGAUUCUUGCCUAUCUGGGCAAGGAUGGCUCCCUGGUCACUGACUUUCUGGCUGACAUAUGAGCAAGUGAGAAAGAUGACCGGUGCUUCUUCAUUCUGACCUCCUUGUUGACAUAUGACCUUGUGGAUGGCAUGUAAUCUUGUGCCUGACAUGGGCAAGUGAAAGAGAUGACUGAUGCUUCCUCAUUCUAACCUUGUGGCUGACAUGUGACCUUUUGGCUGACAUACCAGCAAGUGGGAAAGAUGACUGGUGCUUCCUCAUUCUGACCUUCUCACUGACAUAUAACCUUGUGACUGACAUGUGGCUUUGUGGCUGACAUGUGACCUUCUGGCUGACUUAUGAGCAAGUGGGAAAGAUGACUGGUGCUGACGUAUGACCUUGUGGCUGACGUGACUUUCUGGCUGACAUGUGACUUUCUGGCUGACAAGAUGACUGGUGCUUCCUCAUUCUGACAUUCUUGCUGACAAAUGACUUUCUGGCUGACGUGACUUUCGGACCGACAAUUGAGCAAGUGGGGAAGAUGACUGGUGCUUCCUCAUUCUGACAUUCUUGCUGACAAAUGACCUUCUUGCUGACAUGUUACUUUCAGGCUGACAUAUGAGCAGGUGGGGAAGAUGAUAGGUGAUUCCUCAUUCUGACCUUGUGGCUGACAUUUGAAUUGUGACUGACAUAAGACCUUUUGGCUCGCACAUGUGACCAAGUUCUUACCUUGUGGUAGACAGACGACAUUGUGGUAGACGUAUGACAUUGUGGCUGACAUGUGACCUUGUGAUUGAUGUGUGACCUUCUGGCUGAUGUGCGAGUAAGUGAGGAAGAUGACUAGAGCUUCCUCAUUCCAACCUUGUGGCUGACAUAUUGUAGAGAACUCAAACCCACCAUGACAUAUCAUAGCUGUUACUAUGCAAGUCCAGUGGUGAUCCCAUGGAGUACUGUACAACUCAAAGAAUAUACUGUUGUCAUAGUAUGUGAACAAGAUGGACAACGUAUGUUUUACCCCUUUCUUCAACUACACUGUUUCAUGACAUGGUAUUAUAUUGUCCAGGACAAAACAGACAGGCUCUUGUGCCAGAUGUGGUGUUCAGAUUUGACGAAAAGCUGAUUCUCUACUAGCAAAAUCAGAUGCAAGUUUAUGUGCAGCUUGAAUGUUUAUAGCCUUUUUUGACCCUAGCUUUUAUUUUCUGUUUUUUUUUUUCGCCCACAUGUUCUAAGAAGGAAUCCAAAGUGUAAGAUUCCAUUUUUGUUUUGUCGAGUCUGUUUGGGCAGAUGUUAAGAGAUUUGUUUGUCCAGCUUAGCUUAAAAGGGCACUGCCUGCUGCUAUAUAUUUUGGACGUCAUCAAUAAUGUACCUGUGCUGUUUACCAAGAGUACUGAAUUUUUUUUCUGUUUAAACAUUUCAUUAUUAAUAACAGUUAAAAAUAUUAUUCUGGCCUUCCACAUAUAUAAUUGUUUGUUGUUUGCUACUUUGUAGGCUAGAACUAUGUCUCAUCGCAGAAUGUUGAAUUGCGAGUAACUG